AUGCGGAUUUCUAUCAACGAACUCAGGGAAAAGGACCAGGUACUGGUAUCGUUUGGAUAUAUCGAUUUAAGUUGGGAAGACGAUUUUCUCUCAUGGAACGAGUCAGAUUAUGGAGGCAUUGAUAAUAUGGUUGUACCACAGAAAAAGGUUUGGAGGCCCGACAUUGUUGUAGGGAACUCAUUAAACAUCAUAUUACCCGUUCUAUUCUUGUCUUUUAUGGGAGCUUUGGUCUUUAUGUUGCCUGCUGACGCUGGUGAGAAAAUAUCUCUAGCUAUAACCAUUUUGUUGGCAUACAUCGUUUUCUUGACCAUUGUAAGUGAAAGCAUGCCGCAGACUUCGUUACAGUGUGGUAUGGCGAUAUGA
Messenger RNA from Patella vulgata (common limpet), 363 nucleotides. Its product is annotated as neuronal acetylcholine receptor subunit alpha-7-like. The record is from RefSeq and is a predicted model, not a curated record. Gene Ontology annotation, cellular component: synapse; membrane; neuron projection. Gene Ontology annotation, biological process: monoatomic ion transmembrane transport; regulation of membrane potential; signal transduction. The transcript has 4 exons. The coding region runs from base 1 to 363 and encodes 120 amino acids. Lineage: Eukaryota; Metazoa; Mollusca; Gastropoda; Patellidae. Gene Ontology annotation, molecular function: extracellular ligand-gated monoatomic ion channel activity; transmembrane signaling receptor activity; neurotransmitter receptor activity.